Molecule: messenger RNA, 360 nt
Organism: Heterobasidion irregulare TC 32-1
Lineage: Eukaryota; Fungi; Basidiomycota; Agaricomycetes; Russulales; Bondarzewiaceae
Exons: 2
Coding region: 1-360 (119 amino acids)
Source: RefSeq, a predicted model, not a curated record
AUGCACCCUCCACGCCAUGCCGUAUUUUGGCCACCUGGUACCCCGGCCCCGUUCUCCAAGGCGCACGCACGAACCCGCUUCGGCAUCGCGUUCAAAGCACGCAAUUCCCAACCCCCCCCUUCGCUUCCUAAGCUUCCGCCGCUCAGUGCGUUCAACGCUGUCUGGCGCUUCGAGUUCCUUCAGCCCUUCCCUAGCCUUCUUUCCCUCUGCCCCUCUCUGUCCUUCUCUAGCUCGCCCAUGCACCCGAGACAUGUCCACGAGCCCCACUACAGCACGCCGGCCCCCUCGUCCUUGCCCAUACGGGGAUCGCGCGGGGUGCCGCCCUCGCGCUCGCUUGCUCCCGACCCCCUCAGCUACUAG